Messenger RNA from Triticum aestivum (bread wheat), 2114 nucleotides. RefSeq names its product beta-glucuronosyltransferase GlcAT14A. Gene Ontology annotation, molecular function: glucuronosyltransferase activity. Bases 1 to 1566 code for a protein of 521 amino acids. The record is from RefSeq and is a predicted model, not a curated record. Gene Ontology annotation, cellular component: membrane. NCBI's taxonomy places the organism in Eukaryota, Viridiplantae, Streptophyta, Magnoliopsida, Poales, Poaceae. The transcript is spliced from 5 exons.
AUGGCGGCCAAAACCCAGGUUGGUUGGGUGAUCGGCGUUUGUGUUGCCUUCGAACCGAACGCCGGCCCGUCCGUGCGCCGCGGCCAUUUGAACACCUCCGCGGCCCCACCACAAACCUUUCGGCCCACGACGCCACCUUGCGCCCGUGCCGUGCCGCCUAACUUUUUUAAACUCUCUCCUCCUGUCCCCGUCGCUCAGUCCAAGCAUCCAAUUCCGAACCACGCACUAGUCGACGACGACCACCUCGCCGCCGCCGUAACGCGCACGGUCUCCCCUUACCUCUCAUUGCCGCGCUUCCAGUUCCGUGCGCCUCAUGCCGCCGGCCGCGCGGGUCAAACCUCCCAAGAAAUGAAACUCGGUGCAAUGAGGCCGUGCCGCUUGCCCCCGGCCAUCGCGGCCGCCGCGCUGGCCGCGGCGGCGCUGCUGGUGCUCUUCCGCGCGUCCCCUUACGGGCUCGCCUACCCCAGCGCGCGCGCCCAGCCAGGGCCGCCGCUCGUGGCGAGGGGUCCCGGGAGCCCGCCCUCCUUCGCGUACUGGAUAUCCGGCACGGGCGGAGAGGGCCGCAGGGUCCUCAGGCUGCUCAGGGCGGUGUACCACCCGAGGAACCUGUACCUGCUGCACUUGGACGCGGGGGCGUCGCGGGACGAGCGGACGGAGCUGGCCGCCGCUGCGCGGGACGACGCGGCGUGGAGGGAGUUCGCAAACGUCGACGUGGUAGGGGAGAGCUACGCGGUAGACAGGACUGGCUCCUCGGUGCUCGCCGCGGCGCUGCACGGCGCCGCCGUGCUGCUCAGGAUUGGGGCUGACUGGGACUGGUUCGUCACGCUCAGCUCCUGGGACUAUCCUCUCGUCACGCAGGACGAUCUCUUUUAUGCAUUUUCUUCUGUACCAAGGCACCUCAACUUUAUUGAUCACACAAGUAACCUCGGAUGGAAAGAGCAUGAAAGGUUUGAAAAACUUAUUGUCGACGCAAGUCUAUAUAUGGACAAGAAUACCCAGCCCUUUCCUGCGACAGAAACAAGGCAAAUGCCUGAGGCAUUCAAGAUAUUCACAGUACGUAGUAGGAACUUCACUGAACAUUGCGUGCAUGGCUGGGACAACCUCCCCCGCAGGCUACUGAUGUACUUUGCCAACGCUGCUUACUCCAUGGAAUCAUAUUUCCAGACCGUCAUAUGCAGUUCAUCUGACUUUAGAAACACCACUGUCAACGGCGAUCUACGUUACUUUGUUUGGGACGAUCCUCCUGGGCUGGAGCCGCGUAUUCUUGAUGAAACGCAUCUUGGUAACAUGGUGAACAGCAGCGCUGCCUUCGCAAGGCGGUUUGCGGAGGACGCACCAGUGCUGAAGAAGGUUGAUGAUGAGCUACUGAACCGUUCUUCGGCCCAGUUGGAUCCUGGUGUGUGGUGCCGGAAUUUGGGUGAAAAGCAAGGAGGAGGGGAUGUGAAGGCAUGCUCGAAAUGGGGCGACAUUAACGUUGUCAGGCCUGGGCGUGCUGGAGAGCGGUUGAGGCGCUUCAUAUCUGAGAUCAUUCAUAUAAGAGGAUGCACGGUCGCAGCAGUUAGCUGAAAGCCGAACCCACCACCAGUCUGGAAUUCUUUGUCAAGAGAGCAGUUAACCAAGAAUUUGAGGAACACAUUCUUCUCCGCAGGUAAAGCACGUGUUGCUGUAGUCGACAGUUCUACCAGACUGCAUAAUACCACUGACGCUCCUUCUACACAAACUAGGUAUAAGUAUAUACUGUAUAAAGCUGCAACUGAUUUGCCCCUUUUUUUAACCAUAUGGAUAGGACAUAGAAUAGGUUACACUGCAGUAGUUAUAGUAGAAAGCCUUACACUGCACUAGUCACUUGUCAGAUAAGUAUAUAUACACAAUGGUUGUAAAAUGGCGGCUUGAGUGGUCAGGUUAGAUCAUCACGGCCUACUGAGUUUGCUAAAUAUUUUCGAACGAUGAUUAUAUGGAACUUUAGGUGGUUCUUAAGACAUUACAGCUGGUGGCAUUUGUGGCAUUCAGUUGAUCUGAUAUAAAUUGUAGGUGAUGUUUGCACCAAGAAUUAAUUAGUACUACUCACAAUAUUUAACUCUGGACUCUUGGGAUACUUUUGGUCACCUGCAUCA